AUGCCACUUUUCAGCUGGAUGAAAUGGCCAAGAAAUGACUCCUACAAACCCACACAUUACCCUGGCUCAGACAUAGUAACAAAAACUCUGCUUCGGGAGUUAAAGUGGCAUCUCAAGGAGCGAGAGAGAUUAAUACAAGAGAUAGAAAAUGAACAGAAAGUGAAAAAAACUGGUGUGGAUUACAACUGGCUGCGAAGCUACCAGAAUCCCCAUGUAACUAUCCCAGCUACUGAACAAAGACAACUUGAAACCCUUUGCUCCCAAGUUCAACCUUGCCAAACCGGAACCAUUCUCAGCAGGUUUCGGGAAGUUUUAGCAGAAAAUGAUGUGCUGCCAUGGGAAAUUGUCUACAUCUUCAAGCAAGUUCUAAAAGACUUCCUGAGCAGUCCUGACAGAGAGCACCAGCACCAGGGCCCACAGGACCCCUGGGGUGCUCGCGGCCCUGCUCCCGCGGUGCUCACAGGUGAAAGCUCCAAGAGUCGGGACAAAGAGGAAAUACCCACGAUUUCAAGUUAUGUAGACAGAAACACAAAGAACAGGUUCCCAACGUGCUCAUACAGAAUAUGGAACCUGCCAUAUUAUCACCCAUCGAAUUAA
Molecule: messenger RNA, 597 nt
Organism: Perognathus longimembris pacificus (Pacific pocket mouse)
Lineage: Eukaryota; Metazoa; Chordata; Mammalia; Rodentia; Heteromyidae
Gene: Rd3l
Product: RD3 like
Exons: 2
Coding region: 1-597 (198 amino acids)
Source: RefSeq, a predicted model, not a curated record